Molecule: messenger RNA, 757 nt
Organism: Gastrolobium bilobum
Lineage: Eukaryota; Viridiplantae; Streptophyta; Magnoliopsida; Fabales; Fabaceae
Product: subtilisin inhibitor CLSI-I-like
Exons: 2
Coding region: 182-478 (98 amino acids)
Biological process (GO): response to wounding
Molecular function (GO): serine-type endopeptidase inhibitor activity
Source: RefSeq, a predicted model, not a curated record
UGGAAAAACCAGCAUAUUCGUCUCAUGAAACAAAUUUCCAAAAUAGGUGCCAACCUAGAACCAACUCUGUUUGGUCAUAGAUUCCUUAAUCCCUACUUAAAGGUUUCGGCUUGAGAUAACUUUCAUCCCCCUCAAAGAUUAGCAAAGGAUCCUUUGAGGAGUGUUCGGGCGUUUGGUAUUUAUGGCUGAGGGAAAACAAGGACAAGGAACUAAUCCUCCUCAAGAGCAACCCAAAAAGCCCUUGCGACGGUCCAAGAACCAGCUUCUGGGGACAAAUAAUCCUACAAAAACAAGUUGGCCUGAGCUGGUUGGAGUCACUGCAGAAGAAGCAGAGAAAAAGAUAAAGGAGGAGAUGGCUGGGGUUGAAAUUCGAGUGGUGCUGCCUGGUUAUCUUAUCACUUGUGAUUACGAAACCCAGCGAGUUCGAUUGUAUGUUGAUAAAUCUAAAAAGGUCAUCCAGACUCCGAUGAUUGGCUAAUCCGUAUACCAAAUAUCAUUUAAUAGUUCAAUGUUUUCAUUGGUCUUUUGCUGUUUUGGCUGAGACAAUAUCUUCAUUUUACUUGGCCAUUGCAAUAGCAGUAUGUUAUAUUAUGGUUUGACCGGAACCUUGGCCUACAUAUUAUGUUCUAUAUAAACCAAUAAGAAGGUUCUUGUGGUAAAUUUGUUCCAUCUGCCUUUAUAUUGUUAAAUUUGUUCUAAUUUUCUGCUUAAGAAAAAUUCAGGUUGUUUGGUUUCCAUGUAUUAAUGUUCACUAUUC